Messenger RNA from Ostrea edulis (European flat oyster), 4817 nucleotides. RefSeq names its product toll-like receptor 2. Gene Ontology annotation, biological process: immune response; toll-like receptor signaling pathway. The coding region runs from base 163 to 2610 and encodes 815 amino acids. Lineage: Eukaryota; Metazoa; Mollusca; Bivalvia; Ostreida; Ostreidae. The record is from RefSeq and is a predicted model, not a curated record. Gene Ontology annotation, cellular component: membrane. Gene Ontology annotation, molecular function: protein binding; transmembrane signaling receptor activity. The transcript is spliced from 2 exons.
AGAGAGAUCGAAAAAAAUAAUUGACACCGAUCCAGUUUGUUCGAGUAUCUUGCACUGUCGCAUUCGGUCAAUUUGGAAGUGAUUCAAUCUGUGACCAAGUGAAAGAAAAACUAGAUGUAUCAGUAGAACAAUACACUAGAAACUGUCUUUAUACUGUCUGGAAUGGGUUUCUGGAACAUGUGCGGUUUUAUUCCAGUUCUGCUAUUGUAUGAUGUGCAAACAAAGUGCAUAAUCACUAGAUCAUUAGAUGUAUGCGGUUCGACUGGAGAUAUGUACAAUUGUCAACAUCAGCAAUUGAAAUUCGUACCAGGAAACAUUACGUCAAACAUUACAGCUAUUGAUCUUUCUGACAACGACAUAGUGAAUCUCCAGGAUGACGACUUUAACGGAAUGUAUAAUCUGAAAGCCAUUUAUCUUAAUCGGAACAGGAUAAAACACAUCAAGAAGAACGUAUUUCAACAUCUGCCUAAUUUGUGCAUUUUAGAUCUAAGCUCAAACCAACUUCGCAAAGGAUCCAUAGAAAAGGGGACAUUUCAAAAUAUGAAUUCUAUUCAGGACCUCAAAAUUAAUGAUAACCCCUUUCCUAAUGGAGGAUUUCCUGACGAAGAAAUAGAACGUCUUUCGUCCCUGAGAAACUUAUCAAUGAGCACCACUACUUCAACUUUGCAUUUUUCUUCAAAAUUUCGAAGCUUAAAAACUCUUAAAAAGUUGGAAAUUGAUUCUCAUGUCGAUUUUCAGUUAAAUAAUAAGUCUUUUGAAAAUCUUGCAGAACUCAAAAUAGAAUAUGUACACUUUGUUUUUAGUGACUAUUGUCCAUGCCGAAAUAUUGACGAAGAUUUGUUUUGGGCGUUUGCUAACUUAAAAGGCCUGCACUUUCAAACUUCGUGUGGUAUGCGAUAUGCACUGAAAUCGCUGAUGAGACUUCAGUCUAAGACAUUGAACUAUCUAAACUUUUCAAGUUCAUUCGCACUUUCUGCAGAGGUAUGCAUGGUUCUGAAUGAAAAUGAAGUGAAGUAUCUGAGAAACGUCUGUGCUAAAACUGUUAGUUUGAAGGAAACGGGUAUUGUAAGCAUAGAUGCAAUGAAAUCCUCCUUAUUUAUGAAAUGUAUUGAACAAAUAGACUUGUCAUUUAAUCUGUUGCGCAACACGCCUUUUGCGUAUGCAAUUCUAGAAGCACCGCGAAUCAAAGUCAUAAAUGUCAGUCACCAAAGUAGCCGUGGUUCAUAUUCAUCUCCCAGUAAGAACCGAAAACCAAUGUUUCAACAAAUGCCUUUUAAUUUGACACUGUCGCCUUCAUUAGAAAUUUUAGACAUGUCCAAUACAAUGAUUGAUGCAAACACAACCAAGUUGAAAUUUGAAAUGUACGGAGCUAACCUACAACGUCUCAAUUUAAGAUACAUCAGUUUCUCUUUUUGUACGAAAAGCAACUUCGAACUGUUUUUUCCUCGGCUGUGGUUCCUGGAUGUCUCUGGUGUACAGUGUAACGAUUUAUAUGUAGCAUUUCUGAAAGAUUUUCACCCCUUGUCGGAACUCUACAUGAGUGAUGUAAAUCUCGAUGUCGGUCUAACAAGAGAUGUGAAGGGUGAAUUUCUUAAUGGUCUUACCAACCUGAAGGUUGUCGAUUUCUCAGAGAACGCUUUAAAAGAUUUACAUCCGAACAUUUUUCAAAGUCAAUCAUUCUCUUUGGAAACAUUAUUACUAAAUGACAAUCUACUCACUACAGUUCCAGAUGCUCUUCGUGUUGCUACGUCACUACGAAUUCUUGAAAUGAGAUCCAACAAAAUUGUAUCAUUUUCGAAUGAAGCUUUCAUUACCUUAAAUCAUCUAAAAGGCGUUCAGAUAGAUGUUAGAGGUAAUCCCUUUGACUGUUUCUGUAAUGCCAUUGAUUCCUUGCACUGGGUCUCCGAUCAUCAAGAAAUGUUUCUUCAUUUGAACGAGACCUACUGUAUUGAAGAACCAACCAAAACGUUAUUAACAGUAAUUAAUGAUAUGCGUUCGAUAGAUCUACAAUGUAUGUCAAAGCUGUGGUUAGAAAUAUCGACUUCUGCUCUGUCGUUCACAUUUGUGUUUCUUGCAACGUUUACAAUUUUAUACCGCUACAGAAUCCUCGUGCGUUAUGGCAUGUUGAGAAUCCGCUUAUUUUGGAGAAAAAGUUUUUCUGCAAUCAUUACAUGUAACAUUCCUGCAUAUGACGCAUACAUUUCAUAUUCAUCCAUUGAUUUUGUUUGGGUACGUACAAAACUUUAUCCAUCAUUAACAGAAGAAAAUCUUCAAAUUGCACUUCAAGAUAAAGAUUUUGACCCAGGUAGUCCCUAUGCAGAAGAAAUAGUUAAAUUCAUUAACAUGAGUAAAUAUGUUAUAUUCGUUAUAACACGGCAGUUUAUCAAAUCUGAAUGGGGAUCCUAUGAAAUUCAGGUCGCAAAAAUACACGCAAUUCAUACUAAUGCAAAACUUGUUCUGAUCAUCAAGGAUGGAAUCCAAAUUGAAGACCUUCCAAAAGACUUCUUGUUUAUUUGGUGGAAAAUCAAACCAUUGGUGUUUAAUGAAAACGAAACUGAAAGAAAACAAGCAAAAUUUUUCAAACGUUUAAUCACCACUAUUAAGGAUUAAUCGAAUACAAUAACACAGCUUUUCUUGAUGUUGUGUACUUUAUAUAUAUGUCACACUCAAGAAUUUUUCACUGAUAUGUAGACGUCACCAUUGCCGGUGAAGGGCUGCAAAAUUUAGGCCUAUACUCGGCGCUUACGGCCUUUGAGCAGGUUGGGAUCUUCAUCGUGUCACACCUGCUGUGAUAUGGGGUCUUGAUUUUUCCGGUCCCAUCCGAAGGACCGCCCCGUAUAGUCACCCCUUACGAGAAAUAAGAUGUACUGAGGACCUAUUCUAACCCAGAUCCCAACGGAAUUUCAAUUUCGGACAUAAAAUAGACUUGUUUCAAAUUAAUAAGUUUCAGAGCACUUACGAAAAAUAGCUUUAAAAAAUAAUGCAUAUAUUGUAGCUAUAGAACAACUUUUAUAUACAAUUUUUGCCUUUAAUAUCUUUAUAAAUUGAAAUUAUAGCCAUUUCCUUAUGAAUGCAGUUGUGAACAAUUCGUGUAUGAAUCUUGAUAGAUAGGUGCUCUAUAUAAAUACCUUGGGAUUUCGACAAACAUGAAAGUAGAAAAUACAAUUUUUGAAUAUGCAUGAGGAUAUGAACUCUGAUAUAUCAUAGUAGCAUAUAUCAAGAAUCGCGUUAGCGAGUUGUUUGAUAAAAUUAAAACAUUUUCAUAAAACUGUUUGUAAGGUAAAUCUUAGUCCAUUUUCCAAACCUUUUCCCCUCAGCUAUGCAAACGUUUUCUUUUUUCUGAGAUGCUAUGCAUAUUGGGAUACAUUGACCAUUGAAAACUACUUAUGAAUCAUCAAGACAAAUACAUAAUUCCUGAACGUCUUGUAAAAUUUUAAUUUCGCAUUUGACGUUUCAUUUUUACAACGCAUACAGAUAAAAUCAUUUUGAAAUGAUGCGACGAAACUACUACUAUUCCGUGAAAAGUGACCUAAAAAUAACGUAAAUUGUAACACAAUACACGUAUCAACACUUCGCCGCAAGUUACGUCCCUUUGCGGGGUCAGCCAAAGGUCAAUCGGUGAAAAACCCAGUUUUCCUUCUUUACCUUACCAAAUGUAAGAUGUUAUUACUUUGAAUUUUAGCCAAUUACCAAGUUUUCAUACAAGUUAAUGGGUUGCCCCAAUCUGGGGCAUAUUGUAGUUGACUGCAAUUGAUGGUAAAAUAACAGAUGUCAAAGCUACAGAUAGGAAAAUUACAAAGGCCAACGUAGGGAAAUACGAUUUUUAUCCGGAAGAUGGCGGACAAGGGACGUAACUUUCGCGAAGUGUUGAUACGUGUAUUGACAUAACCAUACUAGAGACAUAUCGACAUGUUUAUAGAAUAAUUAUGUAUGUUUGUUGUUUUUAUAAUUACUAAGAAGGCCAUAUGUGAAUAAGACAUAAUAAUCCGUAUUUGUCAUUAAAAACCUCUUUCGUUCUCGGAUACAUGGUUAAUAUAAUAUCAUAUCUUCAUGUACACUGUUAAUCUCAUAUCCUCUCUUUAUGGGAAGUGUCAAUUAUAUUUGUGUCAGAACGCAAUCUUUUUAGAUGUAUGUAAUUAUCAAUUAACCUAAUGUACAUAGAUUUAGCAAUCUUGAUAUCCAUAGUAAAUGAAAUAAUUAUGUAUAUCCAGGAGUUCGUGUUUGUCCAACUCUCUAUUUUGUAUUCCUUAUAAGAUUUAUAAGAUUAAUCACUGUCCAUUAUCUUUCCCUUUCAUAUUUGUGUAGAAUGAUAUAUAUUUAUUUAUUGGAUUAUCUAUGAUACUUCAAGAUCUUUGGUAUGAAAUAUAAACUUUGUGAAAUAAAUUCUACAAUGGACAUUGUGUUUGGAAUAUCGCGAACGAAUUGGAAAUGUUGUCUUUGGUUCGAGAGUCUCCCCAUGGCCCGGAUACAUUCCCUGACUUCUACACAGUAAGCAGAUUCAGAUUCCGAAGUCCACACUAUACGAUGUUAGAAGAGCUAUACGAACUAGAAGGCUUCCCUGUACUAGUGCUUACGGACGUGCAUUUAGAUUGAACACAUUGUAGCAUUGAGAGGUUGUGUUUUCACUUUAGUACAACCAAAUAUCAAAAAACAGUAGACGUUGUAUUAUAGUAUUUUACGUAUUUACUUGGAUUUUGUUUUGACGAAAAUAAACACAGCUGUAAACUUUUCGAAAUUGUUUAAAUCUAUUUUCACGAUACUUGACCGGCAAGUGUCAUACGUUUUCAAUGUUUAUACGCAAUAUCGGGACUGGACGU